AACCCAACGCGCACGUUAGAAGCUAGCGCGGGCGGGUUCUAAAAACCUUUCGGAGCCGUGACAAAAACCCUAAUCCGAACUCCAAAAAUUCCCCCCCAAAAGGAUCAACAAAAUUAGGGCUAGGGUUUGCAUCAUCCUUAAUUCCUGAAAUCUGUUGGCCUUAUGGAUUCGAUCAUCGUUGAAUCGCCAACAGCAGCUGAGUCGUCUCUCCACUUCGGUCCUCUCGCCUGCUCCGGCUUCUACUCCAUGCUUAAAGAAUCCGUCGACAGGUUCCUGGUUGAAGUCCGGAGGGAGACCUGCGACUUCGCUGCCUUCCGUUCGAUCUUCUUCCGUCUGCUUCAGUCCAGCGUCGAUCCCCCUCUGGAGGUCAUCUGGUUCUACUCCGCCCUUGGCUACCACGAAGCGAUCAGGCUAAAAAAAGACGCCCUCGAUCGAGUAUCCGCUGUGAGAGACCUUCUCCAGCUGCUCUCGGCUUGCUCUGCUUCGUGUGAUGGCCCAAAGUCCGUGGCUUUGCUCGCUCCCGUUGUUUCAGAGCUGUAUCAUUGUGUAAAAGAGGAAAAGAAGAUGUCCGGAAAGGUGGCGAAGAAGUUGAGGAAGGAGAUAGGGGGUUUGGUGGAGGCUCUUGUCAGCUAUAUUAGCAUUUGUAGCGGACAGAGUUCUGACGGGAAAGAGGUUUCUUCUGGCUACUUGCAGCCUUGUUUUGUUGAUGUUAUACGAGUGUGGACGGUGCAGCAUUUUGGGAGAGGAGAUGGUUUGAGUGUUCUGUUUCCUUUGGUUACUGAUGAAAUUCGUGUCUGCUUCGAGCAAGAAAGGUGUGGGAUUGAUUAUUUGGCUGGUGUUGUGGUUGUGGAGGCUUUAUUGCUUAGUUUGAGCUUGAAGGUUCAAGUGGAUGGGUCACCAAGGCUGGACUUACAGAAGGCGCUUAGACUCUGGGCCAUCAGUUCGAUAUCUGUGUUUCAGAAUUGUGUUUCAUUUGACUUAUUACUGAGGCUGCUGUUGAACCUACCAAUGCCAGUUAUGACCAUUUUGAGCUCCACUGACGAAAGCUGGCUAAGAAACAUCCUUUACGAUGCUGUUAUUUUAGCAGAUUAUUCUUUCUUAAAUCCGGGAGUUGAAGUAGAACAUUUUAGUGAUUCUAUGAUGAAUCUUGUUGUGAGAAGAUUGAUUGUUACUCAUGAAGCGAUCCGAAUUGUCAGGGAUAAAGGAGACAACCGCAAAGCCAUAGCCUAUACAAAUGCAUUUUCGACAUCUUGUGUUCCCAGUAGCUUAAUUAAGUGGGCUACUUAUCAGGUUGGCUUGGGGAAACUUAAUAGACCAAAUGCUACUACACCUCAAGCUCUUCUAAAGUGGCUUGUGGUUCUUGAAGAACAGGGAUUGAAACUUUUUGAUGAUAACAUUUCAGAACUUCAUAGCAAGUUGACUAUCAAGGAAUAUGAUGGCAUGCCUGAAACUGCAAAGUUUGAUUCAGGCAGCAACAGCACAGAUGGAGAUCUUUUCUUUUUUGAUAACACAGGGAACGUUGAUGAGAAUGCUGCAGAUGAUGAUCAAGACAUGGAAAUAAUGGAUUCUGCGUUUCAAUCUGCUGCUCGGUCUAUGAAAUCUGAGGCAAGCAAAGGGAGGAGGAAAAGGAAAGAAUGGGGUUAUGAAGGAGAUGAAUCACAAGUGAAGUUUGUCAAAUAUAAGAUCCAUGACAACUCAGUCAAAGAGCAUCUGAGCACUCGGGCAGUAGAUCGAAUGAGCAGUGAUAGUGAGACGGAGAAUCCACCUUCUCCAGAUGAGAUGGAAGAAUGAGAUGGACAGAGCUGAGAUUUGAGCAGCAGCGUUGGUUCCAUCCUUUUGUUAGAUGUGUCAUUUCGCUGAAACAUGUAAAGAGGGCUGAGAGCAUUGCUUAUAGCCUUAUGCUUAGUGCACUUGUUGAGAAGGGGCACAACCUUCUUUAAGGCGAUACUUUUCAUAGUUAUUGAGAGCAAGCUGAGCUCGUAGGAGACAAUGCAGCCUGUUUUGUAUAUGGCUUAUGUUUCGAAUGAUUUCUCAUCUCACUUUCGAAAAGACUUGAAUGGGAAUCAUCAGCAGUCAUGUUUCCAUUU
Molecule: messenger RNA, 2087 nt
Organism: Musa acuminata AAA Group (dessert banana)
Lineage: Eukaryota; Viridiplantae; Streptophyta; Magnoliopsida; Zingiberales; Musaceae
Exons: 5
Coding region: 163-1791 (542 amino acids)
Source: RefSeq, a predicted model, not a curated record